Momordica charantia (bitter melon) is the source of this 1962-nucleotide messenger RNA. RefSeq names its product phosphoglycerate kinase, chloroplastic. NCBI's taxonomy places the organism in Eukaryota, Viridiplantae, Streptophyta, Magnoliopsida, Cucurbitales, Cucurbitaceae. Gene Ontology annotation, molecular function: ADP binding; phosphoglycerate kinase activity; ATP binding. The record is from RefSeq and is a predicted model, not a curated record. Gene Ontology annotation, cellular component: cytosol. Gene Ontology annotation, biological process: gluconeogenesis; glycolytic process.
CUCAUAUCAACGAUAAGAGAAAUCUAUGAUCAAACCCACAAACCGAUAUUACCCAUUCGUUCAUCAUUGUUCUUCUCGUCCACAUCUCCUCCCAUCAAUCAAUCUCUUUUUUCCUCCACCAAUCAUCAAUCUCCCAUUUCUUCUUCAUAAACUCUCUAAAUCGCUCAGCUCUCCGUUUGUCACACCACACCCACUCUCCACUCUCUCUUUGUUGCGUCCAUCAAUGGCUUCCGCAGCUUCCCGUGCCACUUUCCAUCUCCUCCCCACCACAUCUUCCUCCACUUCGUCAACCCGCGCCGCCCUUCUUCAGUUCGCGCCCGCCACUUCCUCUUCCUCAAUUCGCCUCCGCAGCGCCGCCACUCAGCGCCUAGGCUUCGCCGCGGCAGACCCACUUUUCUCCCUCCACGUCGCUUCCAAGAUUCGGCCGUUUCGGGGCAAGGCUUCGAGGGGUGUGGUGUCCAUGGCGAAGAAGAGUGUUGGGGAUUUGACUACCGCUGACUUGAAGGGGAAGAAGGUGUUCGUGAGGGCCGAUCUGAAUGUUCCCUUGGAUGAGAACCAGAAUAUUACUGAUGACACCAGGAUUAGGGCUGCCGUCCCUACAAUCCAGUAUUUGGCCGAGAAAGGAGCUAAAGUCAUUCUGUCCAGCCAUCUGGGACGACCGAAAGGUGUGACUCCAAAAUACAGCUUGGCACCUCUUGUGCCUAGGCUUUCUGAACUCCUUGGCAUUCAGGUUGUGAAGGCUGACGACUGUAUCGGUCCCGAGGUUGAGAAUUUGGUUGCUUCCCUGCCCGAAGGUGGAGUCCUCCUCCUUGAAAAUGUGAGAUUCUACAAGGAGGAAGAGAAAAAUGAACCUGAGUUUGCAAAGAAGCUUGCUUCUCUAGCUGAUCUAUAUGUGAACGAUGCAUUUGGAACUGCCCAUAGAGCUCAUGCUUCAACCGAGGGAGUCACUAAGUUUUUGAAGCCAUCUGUAGCUGGUUUCCUCUUGCAAAAGGAACUUGACUAUCUAGUUGGGGCUGUGUCAAGCCCAAAGAGGCCAUUUGCUGCCAUUGUUGGUGGUUCAAAGGUGUCGUCAAAGAUUGGAGUGAUUGAGUCACUUCUGGAAAAAUGUGACAUCCUACUCCUCGGCGGUGGAAUGAUCUUUACAUUUUACAAGGCACAGGGACUUUCCGUGGGUUCUUCUUUGGUGGAAGAGGAUAAGCUAGAUCUGGCAACCUCCCUCCUCGCAAAGGCCAAGGCGAAAGGAGUGUCCCUCUUAUUACCUACCGACGUUGUCAUUGCAGACAAGUUUGCUCCCGAUGCAAACAGCAAGAUUGUCCCGGCAUCUGCCAUCCCUGAUGGAUGGAUGGGAUUAGACAUUGGACCAGAUUCUAUAAAGACAUUCAAUGAUGCUUUGGACAGUACCAAAACUAUCAUCUGGAAUGGACCCAUGGGAGUGUUUGAAUUCGCCAAGUUUGCAGUCGGAACAGAGUCGGUAGCCAAGAAACUAGCGGAGCUCAGCGGAAAGGGGGUGACGACCAUCAUUGGAGGUGGAGACUCGGUUGCAGCUGUAGAGAAGGUCGGAGUCGCAAGCGUCAUGAGCCACAUCUCGACCGGUGGUGGUGCUAGUUUGGAGCUGUUGGAAGGCAAAGAGCUUCCCGGUGUCCUUGCUCUUGACGAAGCCGUACCUGUUGCCGUGUAGGAAACGGCUUAUUCGUUUAAUUUUUUUUUUCUUCUCGCGUCGCUAUUGGAUGCUUAAAUUACGUCGUGUAACAGAGAAAUAUAUUGUUGUAGAAGAAGAUGAGUUUUCGUUGUAAAAGCAGUGAUCUCGAAAUGUUGUUCCCUUUCUGGUCUCUCCGCAUUUGGCUUCCUUGCCUGCUGUGAACAGGCUAUGGGACAACCUUUUUUAAGAGCUGUAAUAAAUUUGUGCAUGAAUCUCCACUUUCCUCUUACUUUCUCUCCGAGACAAUAACCAGAACUACUUGA